CGCAGCCACGAAAGGCGGGGGAGAGGAGAGAAAGAAUGUAACCAAUCAGCAAAGGGCGUCUGUUACCCUGACAACGGGUGCCGCUUGGAUCCCGGCAUGCCGCGGUCUCCCAAAAUGGCCGUUCUGAGCCGAGCGGGAGGAAUAGAAAGAGAAAGGCUCAAGUGAGAGAUCCCUAGUAUUGCCUGGGAAGAGGGGAGGGGAAAUCCUGGGCGUCGAGGAUGUGGGAGGAAGCGGGGAGCUCCGUGACCUUGCUCUGCCUCACUGCCAGCAGUGGGGUGCCCCUCUACUGCAGGAGCCGGGGCGGCUCUGCCAAGCAACAGCUGCCUUUCUCUGUGAUUGGCUCCUUGAAUGGGGUUCACAUGUUUGGCUCCAACCUGGAUGUCCUGCUGACAGCUACCUGUACGGAGAACACUCAUGUGAUGUGGAAAGUGUUUCAUGACAGUAUCACCCUCAUUGUCCUGUCUUCUGAUGAAAAUGCUACUGACUUUAGCCUUGGGCGGCUCCUUGAUAAUAUUUUCAACGCCAUGGUGCUGGUGUUGGGCCUGGAAGAACUGAUCAAUGCGCGCAAUAUUGAACGUCUCAAAAAGGACCUAAAGGCAUGUUACAAGCUGAUUGACAGUUUCCUAGAGCCAGGAAAAUGCAGUGCGGACCUGACUCAGUGUGUGGAAUGUGCUGUGAUGCCCUCCAGGGCGAUCCUGCAGGAGUGCUUGGAAGCCUUUGCCUCUGCAGCAGAGUCACGGUUUGGCAGCCUGCUUGUGGGAGGCCGGGUGCUGUGUGCAACGGAGCAGUGGUGGCAGCUUGCAGCCCAGGAGGCCAUGCUGCUAGUGUGGCUGGUGCGCUCACUGCCCCCCCACACCUCUCGCGAUCUGCCCGUUUACCUUCCUCAUGGCAGUCCCACAGUGCCCCACCGCUUCCUGACCUUCCAGCUUGUGCCUGACUUGGAGGUGGUUCUGCUGUGUGGGCCUAAUCCCUCGUUACAGUGCCUGACUGAUGAGCUAGUGCAGCAGUUUUGGCAACCACUGCUGGAUCUCCUGAAGGCCAGUGCCAGAGCCGCUCUUCAGUGCCUCCCUCCAGGCAUCUCUCUUGCCCCUGGGAUCCUGGGGCUGUUGCUGAUCAACCAAGAUCAAAGGAAAAGCCUCUUCACAGUGCAGCCUCCUGGCACUUCAACUGAGGGAUCAGAGAUGCCUCUGAAGGAUCGGCUUUGUGCCCUCCGCUCUUUCUAUGCCUUAGUGAUCUCCUUGUACUUCCCCUGUGAGAAGCCUGAAGGGAGCACAGUCCCUCUACAGGAGGAGUUCCAGGCUGGUUUCUCCCACUGCCCUCGGCACUGCUAUGUGGUCUGUACUACGCACAAGGCAUAUGCAAUCCAUAGGAGGCAGCACCAGCUUUUCCUGGUCCUGAAGCCAGAUGUGCCCACCUUUGCUCUGCGCUCACUGGCAACCCGCACGCUGCAGGCCCUCACAGCUGAUGAUUCUGCCUUUUGAAGGGGACAGCUCACUACUGGAUUCCAGAACCACACUUGGACUGGAGAUACAGGGCCCCUGGACCCUCCAUACAAGCUGGGUUUACACUGCAGUGAAGUGGAAGAAGUUUCAAGGACGUGGGGAUAUUUCAAAAGCAGGAGGAAUGAUAAAGACUGGGAGAGAUCGUGCACAUGACCCAAACUGGCGGCAGGCUCACGAGUGGAAUUGCUCCUGUGGUUCUGCCGUUCACCUUGGUGCCACGGCAGAGCAGGAAGCCAAGAGAGUGGUGCAGAGGAGGAGCCUCCCUCAGCCGGGCUCUCUUGCUGCCCAGCUGUGUGUGUGUGUGUGUGUGUGUGUGUGUGUGUGUGUGUGUGUGGACUGCCUGCAGCCCAUGCACGCACACAUGACCCCAAACCUGAGUUAAAGCUUGCGGUAAGUUCCUGGGCAUGGGACUGAGAGAGUGGCUUGAUCCCGGCGCUUCACAUGGGCAGCCAAGUCCAGGCUGGGAUGCCCAAGCCUGGGCUUGGCUGCUCUUGUGAAUCGCCUCUGAGUCAUUGCUCUAAGCCGGAGCCUACUGGUCUAACUGUGGUCAUCGUUACCACUUCCGGCCUCAUCUUCCACUUAAAAAAAAAAAAAAAUUUACAAGAGCUGUGCAUCUUCUGUUCUUAUCUAGCUGGAAGACACACAGAGGCAGGUCUCACGAUCAGUGAGACCCACUCUGAAAGGGUUUGCUGGGAGAGCGGGCUAAGCCUGCUCUCCCCACAGACGAUCAGCAAGCCCUGCCUGGGCGGCUGGAUCAGCCACCCACACAGCUGCCGGCUCCGUUAUGGAGCCGGUGGGGGCUUGGCACGUGGCCCCCGGAAGUUCCAGCAUGCCCUGCGCAAACACACAGAACAUGCUGGAGAGCCCCCCCGAGCCAGGAUGCUGCUUUUUAGCCUCCCUGUCAGGAGUCUCCUUGUGAGUUGCCGCAGUAGCAGUUAACCCCAAUUAGUGGAGCGCUCGCUCUGCUAACCUGGGAUAAGGGGAGGGCUUCUCAAGCGGGUUAGCCACUUAUAAACCACCGGGCUUGCCUGCGAGCCCGGUAGUUUACACGAGCAGCAAAAAUUGGGCUAGCCCAAUUUUUGCUGGUGGUGAGAAUAGCCUCAUUGUCUGGAUACUACAACCAUAAAGCAAUUCAUGUGAUUGUAGCUACAUCUGGAAAUAGUUGCGAUGAUUUUGAACGAAAACUCUGCUGGAGCUGAGAAUUUAGGCUUUUUAGGUACACAACUCAGCCCAGCAACCAUCUCCCUUUGGUUGGAAGAUUCAUAUUAUAUGGGAGGCCCGAUAGAGUUUGAAACACACAUCCACACUUUUUACUGCCAUCCACUUGCAGUGGAUAUGCAUUUGCUACUGGAAGUUAACUCCAUUGCUUCUGUACAUUGCACAUAGUUUACCUAUUCCUUGUUUAGACUAGCGUCUCCUGCACUGAGAAGCACUUGAACACUAAAGUGCUGUUUUACUUUUAUAAUGUGAUUAUAAUAAACUGCUGUUUUACUUUAA
Hemicordylus capensis (graceful crag lizard) is the source of this 2999-nucleotide messenger RNA. It is a transcript of the gene FUZ, whose product is annotated as fuzzy planar cell polarity protein. The record is from RefSeq and is a predicted model, not a curated record. Gene Ontology annotation, biological process: non-motile cilium assembly; vesicle-mediated transport. The coding region runs from base 219 to 1481 and encodes 420 amino acids. NCBI's taxonomy places the organism in Eukaryota, Metazoa, Chordata, Lepidosauria, Squamata, Cordylidae. The transcript has 11 exons.